AUGGGCUCUACACCAGCCACCAGCAGGGCGUUAUAUGCCGACGAGGACGGCAAGCUUGUCGUUCGCCAUGUUCCUUUUCCCGAGCCCCAAGAAGGAGAACUUCUCAUCAAGGUUCUGUACUCGGGCGUCAAUCCUGCCGAUACCAAAAUCAUUGACUUCUUCGGCUUGAAGAACUAUGUCAUUGGAACAGAAUUCUGUGGCGAGGUCCUCGAGUCUAAGACCCUUGCCUCCACGUCCUUCAAAGCAGGUGACAUUGUGGCCGAGGUCCUUUCUGGGGGCCAGAACCCGCCAUUGCGUUGGGGAACGCACCAAGAAUUCAUGAUAGUUGUUGCAUCGUGGGUCUGGAAGGUUCCUGAGAACUUACCGCCCCAAGACGCUGCUGGUCUUUCUAUCGUUGGGCUGACAGCUGCCACCGGCCUUUUCAACGACAUCGGCCUUCCGCUGCCACCGAAUUUUGCCAAGGGUACGCCCGAUGAGGGUGUCGCUGCCACAGAGGGAACAUUGGUGAUCUGGGGCGGUGCGACAAGCGUUGGUAUGGCUGCUGCUGAUCGACAUUGGAGGGGCUUUCGCUGGGCUGUUGAGAAUUAUGGUGCCUCUGGCGGGUAUGUGCCAACGCCUGUACGGGUCUUUGAGGGUUCUGGAGAGGAUGCGAUCAAGGAGGUGUAUAACGUGAAGAACAUGGGCACUUUCGGGAAGUUGGUGCUCAAGCAUCCUUUGAAAUGA
Fusarium mangiferae is the source of this 723-nucleotide messenger RNA. RefSeq lists its product as uncharacterized. The record is from RefSeq and is a predicted model, not a curated record. Gene Ontology annotation, molecular function: oxidoreductase activity, acting on NAD(P)H. The coding region runs from base 1 to 723 and encodes 240 amino acids. Lineage: Eukaryota; Fungi; Ascomycota; Sordariomycetes; Hypocreales; Nectriaceae. The transcript is spliced from 2 exons.